This is a messenger RNA of Chaetura pelagica (chimney swift), 1487 nucleotides long. It is a transcript of the gene SH3GL2, whose product is annotated as SH3-domain GRB2-like 2. The transcript has 8 exons. Gene Ontology annotation, molecular function: protein binding. Gene Ontology annotation, biological process: synaptic vesicle uncoating. Gene Ontology annotation, cellular component: glutamatergic synapse; cytoplasm; presynapse. Bases 57 to 1010 code for a protein of 317 amino acids. The record is from RefSeq and is a predicted model, not a curated record. Lineage: Eukaryota; Metazoa; Chordata; Aves; Apodiformes; Apodidae.
UGAGUGAAAAAGUAGGAGGUGCAGAAGGAACCAAGCUAGAUGAUGACUUCAAAGAAAUGGAAAGGAAAGUGGAUGUUACCAGCAGGGCAGUUAUGGAAAUAAUGGCAAAGACGAUAGAGUAUCUUCAACCCAAUCCAGCUUCCAGGGCUAAACUCAGCAUGAUCAACACUAUGUCAAAAAUUCGAGGCCAGGAAAAGGGACCAGGUUAUCCUCAGGCUGAAGCCUUGCUGGCAGAUGCAAUGCUGAAAUUUGGCCGAGAACUUGGAGAAGAAUGCAACUUUGGACCAGCACUUGCAGAUGUGGGAGAAGCUAUGAAGGAGCUUUCUGAAGUCAAGGACUCUUUAGACAUGGAAGUGAAACAAAACUUCAUUGACCCACUUCAAAACCUCCAUGACAAAGACCUGAGAGAAAUACAGCAUCACCUAAAGAAAAUGGAGGGUCGACGCCUGGAUUUUGAUUACAAAAAGAAAAGACAGGGCAAGCUCCCUGAUGAAGAACUUCGUCAAGCUCUGGAGAAAUUUGAUGAAUCAAAAGAAAUUGCUGAGUCAAGCAUGUUCAACCUUCUGGAGAUGGAUAUUGAACAAGUGAGCCAGCUCUCUGCUCUUGUACAAGCCCAGCUGGAGUACCACAAGCAGGCCACACAGAUCCUACAGCGAGUUACUUCUAAGCUGGAAGAUAGAAUAAAAGAGGCAUCAUCUCAGCCCAGGAGGGAAUACCAGCCCAAACCUCGUAUGAGCCUGGAUUUCACAACUGGUGACAUUACUCAGCACAAUGGAGGAAUAUCCCACGCCACCACACCCAAACCAUCAGGUGUUCACAUGGAUCAGCCAUGCUGCCGAGCUCUAUAUGACUUUGAACCAGAAAAUGAAGGGGAGCUGGGAUUUAAAGAAGGGGAUAUCAUUACCCUCACUAACCAGAUUGAUGAAAACUGGUAUGAGGGGAUGCUUCAUGGCCAGUCAGGUUUCUUCCCCAUCAAUUAUGUUGAUAUUCUAGUUCCCUUACCCCAUUAGGGUGGCUGAUACACCACCUCUGACCCAGCUAGCUGUAUCAGUACCACUGCUUUCAAAAUGCUGCUUCUUACACCUUACAAGUGUGAACUGCAGUGGUUAGAGUCAUCGAUUUCCCACUGAGCAUCUUUGGUUUACGUGUUGUCUAACUACAUGGUGGUGAUGCGUGGUAUCUUCUGAGCCAGCAUAGGGUUGGUUAGAAUAUUGGCCAUACUGGCCUGGUGGUAACCAGAAGCAUUACUGAGAUGAAGCUGGGAAGAUGAUGGCAAGCAAAGCAGGAAACUCCAUGAAGUAGCAGAAAGUGAAGGUGAUUUUGGGAAGAUAAUGCCUAUCACCACUGUAUUACUUUUCAGUCUUAGUUCUCUAUAAAAAGAGGGAAAAGUACUUGCCAUUCCAUCUUUCCCUUCCUAAUGAUACAGUUCACACAGGUCUAACGCUAACCAAAACUGUAUCUUCCAAUGAAACUGGCUUGAUGUUCUC